This is a messenger RNA of Penicillium chermesinum, 1695 nucleotides long. It is a transcript of the gene sebA, whose product is annotated as putative C2H2 transcription factor (Seb1). The record is from RefSeq and is a predicted model, not a curated record. The transcript has 2 exons. Gene Ontology annotation, molecular function: DNA-binding transcription factor activity, RNA polymerase II-specific; RNA polymerase II cis-regulatory region sequence-specific DNA binding. Gene Ontology annotation, biological process: regulation of transcription by RNA polymerase II. Gene Ontology annotation, cellular component: chromatin. NCBI's taxonomy places the organism in Eukaryota, Fungi, Ascomycota, Eurotiomycetes, Eurotiales, Aspergillaceae. Bases 1 to 1695 code for a protein of 564 amino acids.
AUGGACUCGACGACGUACACAGUUGCACCUGCGCCGGUGCAUGGUCAACCACAAUUUGCGUACUACUCCGAAUCGACUUCACAGCCAUCGCAGCAACAAUGUCACUACGGCCAACCUGAGAUGCCCUGGUAUGGACACGGACAAGCGCAGCAGCCAAUUUACUCCGCCCAGCCGUUGAUGAAUAUGCACCAAAUGGCAACCACCAACGCCUUCCGCGGAGCUGCUCUGAAUAUGACCCCCAUUGCCUCGCCGCAGCCCUCGCAAAUGAAGGCUGGUCUGAUGGUCCAGCAAGGCUCUCCCUCCUUAAUGCCUUUGGACACUCGCUUCUUGAGCCACGACAUGUACUUCCCAUCUACUCCACCACUGUCUGCCUCCGGCAGCACUAUCAGCAGCCCGCCAUCCGCCUCUGGAGCUUUGCACACACCCAUCAAUGACAGCUUCUUCGCUUUUGAGAAGGUCGAAGGUGUCAAGGAGGGCUGUGAGACCGAUGUACACACCGAGCUUCUCGCUACCCAGGACUGGACUCGCGCCGAUUCGCCGCCAAUGACACCUGUCUUUAUCCACCCGCCGUCCAUUACUGCCAGUCAUGCUUCAGAUCUGCUUUCCGCCACUUCUUGCCCCUCGCUUUCCCCCUCGCCCUCUCCUGUGCCCUCUGACAUCCUCGUCAACCCUCAAGGUCUGACCAUUGAGUCUGCCGGUACCUCAUUCUGUGACCCACGUCAACUCACCGUUGAGGCCUCUGCCAAUGUCUCCGCCCCUCAGGCUCUCCCUCCUCUCCCCACUCUGUCCUGCGAGGAGGAGGAACCCCGUCAAGUUGUGGGAAGUGCGUCUGUGACCCUCCCUGUCAACGAGAAUCCAGCGCCCUCAUUCCCUGCUUCUAGCGUGGACCCAUUGAGCUCGCUGCCAACCUUUGACAGCUUCUCCGACCUGGAUUCUGAUGACGAGAUCAAUAACCUGGUCGACUUCCACCCGGGGAGCCACUCUGUCUAUUUGGGUGGUAAGCGUCAGCGAGUGCACCACUACGCGGCAGAGGACGAUGGAUUCCUGAGCGAGCACAGCCUCGAUGACUCGGAUGAUAACGAGGCUUUCCAUCUCCCCUCCGGCCUGCCUUCCCUCAGCUGGACCGAGACUCCCGAGUCUCACGUGGAGAUCGAGGGUGAAGAGGAGGAGGUUGAUGAGGAGCCCGAGGAAGAGAUCAAGACUAAGAAGCGCAGCAGCCGCAAGUCUCGCAAGGGCAGCGAUGCUGAGCACGUCAAGAAGUCGGUCACUGUCGCUCCGGAUGCGAUCCACAGCGCCGACAACUCAGACUCCGAGCCUGCCCCCGUCUCCAUCAACCGUCGCGGUCGCAAGCAGUCCCUGACUGAGGACCCUUCCAAGACCUUCGUCUGCACUCUCUGCUCGCGGCGAUUCCGUCGCCAGGAGCAUCUAAAGCGUCACUACCGCUCGCUGCACACCCAAGACAAGCCUUUCGAGUGUCAUGAGUGUGGCAAGAAGUUCUCUCGCAGUGACAACCUCGCCCAACACGCGCGCACUCACGCCGGCGGUUCCGUCGUUAUGGGUGUUCUGGACCCAAGCGAGGUGUCGGGUUACGAUGAGGAGAAUGCCAUGGGUGUCAUGUACGAUGAUGCCCAGUCUGGUACUGAGUCCAGCCUCGACCGCCGCCAGAUCAAGAAGCGCAAGCGCGACUUGGCGUAA